Molecule: messenger RNA, 1438 nt
Organism: Lathyrus oleraceus (garden pea)
Lineage: Eukaryota; Viridiplantae; Streptophyta; Magnoliopsida; Fabales; Fabaceae
Product: transcription factor bHLH19
Exons: 4
Coding region: 106-1062 (318 amino acids)
Molecular function (GO): protein dimerization activity
Source: RefSeq, a predicted model, not a curated record
AUUGUGCCACCAUCUUCACAAACAAAUUAACAACAACAACAACGCUUUCUUUCUCUCUUCUGCUUUUUUUCAACCAAGAGUUCAUUUAGAAAUUCAAGCUCAAAGAUGAUUCAAAUUUCGUCUUCCAAUUACAUGCCUGAAUUUGGAAUGGAAGACACUAGUUUGUUUCAAGAAAUGGAUUCAUUUGCAUUCAACUUUGAUGAUAUUUCAUACUUGAACACUUUCUCAUCAGCAUCCACACCUGAGAGUACUAAUUCCUCUCAUUAUAAUAAUAAUAAGAGAUUUCAUUCACAAACCACACAAAUCAACUCCUUCCCCAUUGAAAGUCCUGAUCAAUCUGUUGCCUCUGCAACACCACCAACAAAGGCUUCUUCUUCUUCAAAAAUCAUUUCUUUUGACAAUAUGAAUUCAAGGAUUAAGAAGCCAAAAACGGAGUCUGGCUACGGUGAAAACUUGAAUUUUGGAAGUGAGUAUGAUAAACGAGAGAACAAGGUCGCGGCAGCCAUAACAAACAGAAAUCCGAUCCAAGCACGAGAUCAUGUAAUAGCUGAAAGAAAACGAAGGCAAAAGCUUAACCAGAAAUUCAUUACUCUUUCCUCCAUUCUUCCUGGACUCAAAAAGAUGGACAAGGCAACUAUUUUGGAAGAUGCUAUAAUUCAUCUAAACCAAUUAAAAGAACAAGUCAAGAAUUUAGAGGAACAAGUAGCCGAUAAAAAAGUCGAAUCCGCAGUUUUUAUGAAAAGAUCUAUUCUCUUUGCUGAUGAUGAUAGCUCCUCCUCUUACGACGAAAACUCAGACCAAUCACUCCCAAAAAUCGAAGCAAGAGUUUCUGGAAAAGACAUGCUCAUCAGAAUCCACAGCAACAAACUCCGCGGCCGAACUGCGACGGCAAUACUCAACAAACUCGAAAAACAUCAUCUCAGCAUUCAGAGUAGUUCCGUUUUACCAUUUGGAAAUAACUAUCUUGACAUAACCAUUGUUGCUGAGGUGAAUAAAGAAUAUUGCUUGACGUUAAAAGAUCUCAUAAGAAGCAUAAAUCAGGUUUUGAACCAGCUCGUUUGAUUCAAAACAUCAAAUUUUCUGAUGUGCAAGCUAAUGACUCAUGACUAUUUACUUCAUAAUGGUUUUUUUUAACUUAUAGUUUUAAUUUUACAGUAAUUUUCUUUGCCUUCUUUGGUCCAUCAAAUGCUAAGGUGUUUUCCUUAUUUUUUGCACUCUAGCAUUUUCGGGACUCUGCAGUUUUUUUUUUCACACAAGAGGGAUUUUUUUAUAAGAUUUGACUCUUGAGAUUGAUCUGUUUGAUCCCUCUUUCACGUUGUGAAGAUUGAAUGAUGAUGUUGAAUGUUUUUAUUUUUUAUGUUUGUUUUGUCAUUUUGUGAUGUAUCAGUUCUAUAUAAAAUUUAAUUAAAGAUUUAAUGGAUAUGUUUAGAGAGUUUAA